Cantharellus anzutake is the source of this 1094-nucleotide messenger RNA. RefSeq lists its product as uncharacterized. The transcript has 3 exons. Bases 429 to 1094 code for a protein of 221 amino acids. NCBI's taxonomy places the organism in Eukaryota, Fungi, Basidiomycota, Agaricomycetes, Cantharellales, Hydnaceae. The record is from RefSeq and is a predicted model, not a curated record.
CCCAAGUUUACUACUUUGGCUAGGACCGAUCAGACUGUUUAAGAGUACAUACAACGUUAGAAGGUUAAAGGAUGAAGGAGAUCUCACCUUGGUUCCAAGUAUGUGACCUGAGGAGAGGAAAGAAAAUUGCACGAGGUGGCUUUUAAGCCAUCCUCUGCGUCCAUCAACAUGGAAGCAUCAGGCAAUCCUUUAGGGAAAUGUCUGUGUGCAAGAAAUUCAAUUCAUAGGACUCAAUGGGCAGUCCGCAGCGUACAAAGAAAAACAAGGAACUUCAACAAAUUCCGUUUGAGUAGAUGAUUAUGUUGUCCAGGCAAGUGUCAACCCAAUUUCCAUUAAUGAUAUACCGAUCACAUGUAGUCAUGUGCCAAGUGCUAUAUAUAUAUGGAGGAUAGCGGCGUUGGCCGAAUUCACCAUCGCUGAAUUCACCAAUGUCUAUGCCCAAGGAAUUCGAAAGUUUUUCGGAUCUGGUUCAAGAUGCUUUGGACGACUUUGGGCCCCAGGAUGAGUCUUAUUUUUACCGAGUCCUCAUUGAGACAGUGCAGAAAUUUGGCCCCUGGAGAAAGGAUCUUGUGCCAGACCUUGUGCUGAGUCCGAUGUCACAUCUGCCCACUUUCAAAGCACGAGUAGGCAGAGAAAUCUUUCCAUUGAUCAUUUCUUCUAUGCUGCUGGUUCACACUCACUGGUUAGGUUGUCAUCAGUACACUUUCGAUUCAAGCCUAUCCGGUGGCACCCUUACAUUUGAUAAGAGCAACAGGCGGACCGUCCAGUACUGGUUAGGCAAUGUUAUAGAUCGCCUUACUGCAUUAUGCAGGGAGCCCCCCAAUCUCCUUCAACUUGGUUCUACCUCCUGCCCCAUUCUUCCUGAUGCCCAAGUCCCCACUUUACAACACCUCAUCAACCAUGCGGUACAUCUAGAAACGAACUCCCAGCACCUAAUCAGUCACAUUUAUUAUUGUGCGGCCACUCUGAGAGAGAUGUGUGAGGUAGGACCACUGGAGUUUUUUAGCGACAAUACAGAAAGCGAAAUUCUGCCUCACCACCAAACAGUAUGCCUCCUUCUUAUCCCAGUUAUUCCUAUGUCAGCCCCCUCAUAA